This is a messenger RNA of Penicillium canariense, 3180 nucleotides long. It is a transcript of the gene pmr1, whose product is annotated as Ca(2+)/Mn(2+)-transporting P-type ATPase PMR1. Gene Ontology annotation, biological process: calcium ion transmembrane transport; intracellular calcium ion homeostasis; manganese ion transport. Gene Ontology annotation, cellular component: Golgi membrane; plasma membrane; endoplasmic reticulum. Gene Ontology annotation, molecular function: ATP hydrolysis activity; P-type calcium transporter activity; ATP binding. The record is from RefSeq and is a predicted model, not a curated record. The coding region runs from base 1 to 3180 and encodes 1059 amino acids. The transcript is spliced from 3 exons. Lineage: Eukaryota; Fungi; Ascomycota; Eurotiomycetes; Eurotiales; Aspergillaceae.
AUGUCAAGGUCCGCGACACCUGCGUUGCCUCUGCAUAAUGCACCAAACUCCGACUCUCCGCGGGGCCCAUCCGCCAACUCGUUAGGGGUCCGGCCAGAUGCUCCUUCAUCGGCUUCAACCUCCACAUACUCGUGGCUCGAACCGCAUGAAACCGCUGAAAGAUUACAUACCUCCCUCUUGCAUGGCCUGACUCCCGCAGAGGCUGAACUGCGCAUCGCACGGGAUGGCCCCAACGAACUCCCCUCCGAGGAGCCAGAGCCCCUGUGGUUACGGUUCCUCAAGCAGUUCAAGGAAACCCUCAUCCUCCUCCUUCUGUCAUCGGCUGGAAUAUCAUUCGUGAUGGGCAACUACGAUGACGCCAUCAGUAUCACUCUCGCGGUUACAAUUGUGGUGACGGUCGGCUUUAUCCAAGAGUACCGAUCGGAGAAGUCACUGGAGGCGUUGAGCCGUCUGGUCCCACACUAUGCCCACCUCAUCCGCGCUCUGCCAUCUGCAACAAAUGCUGCUGCGGACCCAUCGGUUGCUGGAGAAGAACUGGAUGAAUUUCGGAGUAAGAGUCCUGGCUCGGCCUCUGCUGCCAUGAAAGCAUCCACAACCGUCCCAGCCGCUCAUCUAGUGCCUGGCGACCUGGUCCUCUUCUCCACUGGUGACCGUAUUCCCGCCGAUAUACGAAUCACUGCGGCCACGGAUCUCACGAUUGAUGAGUCGAACUUGACAGGUGAAAAUGAACCCGUGGUCAAAUUCUCUCCCGCACUUCGCAGCCACCACCACCAUCUUGGAGCCACACCGGCUCUGAAGGUCGCCAGUCCUCCUCGCUCGCCAUUCUACGAUGCCCCUGCCACCGGUGCUGUUGGUGCCGAUAUCCGUCUUAAUGAGCAACACAACAUUGCAUUCAUGGGUACACUCGUCCGUUCUGGGCAUGGCCAGGGUAUUGUUAUAUCUACAGGCGCAAAGACGGAGUUUGGAAGCAUCUCAGCUUCACUACAGGAAAUCGAAAGCCCCCGGACUCCUCUACAGCUCUCCAUGGACCGCCUUGGUCAGGAGCUGAGCUAUAUCUCAUUUGGUGUCAUCGGGUUGAUUGUGGUUAUUGGAAUCUUGCAGGGACGCAACCUGCUUGAGAUGUUUACAAUUGGCGUUUCACUGGCUGUCGCUGCAAUUCCAGAGGGUCUGCCUAUCAUCGUGACUGUCACUCUUGCUCUUGGUGUACUGCGUAUGGCUAAAAGGGGAGCAAUCAUGCGCCGACUUCCCAGUGUUGAGACACUGGGCUCGGUCAAUGUUGUCUGCAGUGACAAGACUGGUACUCUCACCAUGAACCAUAUGACGGUCACCAAAAUGUGGCACUUUGAUAGUGAGGAGCCAUUUGAGAUUCAGCGGGACAUGGCCUCGGUACUUUCGCUUGGUCCCGCAGCACGUACUAUUCUCCGCGUUGGUAACGUUGCCAACAACUCUCGUCUCUCACGAAUCCAUGCCAACUCUCCCGCUAGCGCAUCCUCUGCGGCGGUUCUUUCGUCUACUGUUGACAGAGACUCGACUGCUGUGAAGAGUCGUUGGGUCGGUCAGCCUACGGAUGUCGCUAUAUUGGAUCUGUUGGAUAUGCUGGGUGAGGAUGAUGUCCGUGAGCGAAUUAGCGCUCGUGUAUCUGAGACGCCAUUCAGCUCUGAGCGAAAGUGGAUGGGUGUCAUCAUUGGCAGCCGCAGCCCUGGCGAUUCUGACGUUGCAUAUAUAAAGGGUGCCAUGGAGCAGGUCCUGGCUCGUUCUGACACCUAUCUAACUAAAGAUGGUCGUGAAGUCAUUCUGGACGAGCCCCGCCGCAAGGUUAUUCGUGAGGCUGCAGAACGCAUGGCCAGCGAGGGUCUGCGAGUGCUUGCCUUUGCCAGUGGAGCUGUCCGCGCUGCUUCCCGCGGCAUGCGAGGGUUUGGUAGUCGUUCUACUACUCCUUCCUCCAAAUCCAGCAGCCCCGUUGAUGACGAUGAUCGCUAUAAUGGGUUGGUCUUCGCCGGCCUGGUCGGCAUGAAUGACCCGCCUCGCCGGGAUGUGCACAAGGCUAUCCGUCGCCUUAUGGCCGGUGGCGUCAGAGUCAUCAUGAUCACUGGUGACGCCGAGACUACCGCCGUGGCCAUUGCAAAGAAGCUUGGGAUGCCAGUCAACGAGUCUGCGAACGCACGGUGCGUUAUGCGCGGCGAUGAGAUCGACCACAUGAACACGGGCGAGCUCGCCCAGGCCAUUUCCACCACUUCGAUCUUCGCCCGCACGAGCCCGGACCACAAAAUGAAAAUUGUGCGCGCGCUUCAGUCUCGUGGAGAUGUGGUCGCUAUGACCGGAGACGGUGUCAACGACGCACCGGCGCUCAAGAAGGCCGACAUUGGGAUUUCCAUGGGUAAACUUGGCACCGAUGUUGCGAAGGAGGCCGCCGACAUGAUUUUGACGGAUGAUGAUUUUUCGACUAUUCUCCGCGCCAUUGAGCAGGGCAAGGGUAUCUUUUAUAAUAUUCAAAACUUUAUCACGUUCCAACUCAGCACCAGCGUGGCUGCUCUCAGUCUUGUAUUGCUGAGUACCACACUCGGAUUCAAGAAUCCACUGAAUGCCAUGCAGAUCUUGUGGAUUAAUAUUCUCAUGGACGGCCCACCAGCUCAAUCUCUCGGUGUCGAACCCGUUGACCCCUCGAUCAUGAACAGGCCUCCGCGUCCCAAGCACGCGCGUGUCCUCACGAAACCCCUCAUCCAGCGCGUCCUCACCUCCGCCCUGGUCAUCAUGCUCGGCACCCUUGCCAUCUACAUCCACGAGAUGGGUGAAGUAGACGACGGCCAACCCUUGGGCAAACGGUCCCGGGUUGUGACCGCCCACGACACCACCAUGACAUUUACGUGCUUCGUCCUCUUUGAUAUGUUCAACGCUUUGACCUGUCGCAGCGAAGGCAAGUCUGUUCUCCGCGGCGAGCUGCCCCUCUUCGGCAACAAAAUGUUCAACUACGCCGUGCUGGGCUCCCUGGCCGGCCAAGCCUGCGUCAUCUACCUGCCCUUCCUGCAGCGCAUUUUCCAGACCGAGCCGCUCGGCUUCGGAUCGCUGUUCAAGCUAGUCUGCAUUGCCAGCUCGGUGUUCUGGGUUGACGAGGGUCGCAAGUACCUCCAUGCCCUCCGCCGCCGACGCGGUCUAGGUGCGGGGUAUAGUGUCAAUGUGUAA